GCUCUAAGCUGCUGGGGCGCCCACCCUCAAAGCAGGAGCCGGAGCCAGGAGACGGCGCUGGAACCCAUGGACACGUCGUAUCCCCGCGAGGACCCCCGGGCCCCGACGCCCCGCAAGGCCGACGGCGCCCACACGGCCCUCACGCUGGGGGCGCCGCGACCCCCACCUCGAGACCACCUGAUCUGGUCGGUGUUCAGCACCCUCUACCUGAACCUGUGCUGCCUCGGCUUCCUGGCGCUGGCUUACUCCAUCAAGGCCCGAGAUCAGAAGGUGGCUGGAGACCUGGAGGCAGCCCGGCGUCUCGGCUCCAAAGCCAAGUGCUACAACAUCCUGGCCACCAUGUGGGCAUUGGUGCCACCUCUGCUGCUCCUGGCGCUGGUGGUGACCGGCGCCCUGCACCUGUCCCGGCUGGCAAAGGGCUCCGCCGCCUUCUUCAGCACCAAGUUCGACGACUCAGACUAUGACUGACAGGCUAGGCCCUGUCCCCGUCCUGACCCAGGGACCCCUUGGGACUCCGACCGUCUUACAGGAACCCCCCUGCCAAGCCUGGACACCUAACGCUGACCCUGAAGAGCCCCCAUUUGGACCCCAGUGGCCCUACCCUAACCUACUCCCCAGUUCCUUAACUUCUGGCCCUUAGUCCAGACCCUCCCUCCCCACUCCCACUUACCAGGCUCAGCCUCGGUUUCACAAUUAAAAGCGUCUGGUUC
Molecule: messenger RNA, 710 nt
Organism: Phacochoerus africanus (Common warthog)
Lineage: Eukaryota; Metazoa; Chordata; Mammalia; Artiodactyla; Suidae
Gene: IFITM5
Product: interferon induced transmembrane protein 5
Exons: 2
Coding region: 67-468 (133 amino acids)
Biological process (GO): bone mineralization; bone morphogenesis
Cellular component (GO): plasma membrane
Source: RefSeq, a predicted model, not a curated record